AUGUUAUCUUGGAAAACUAUAAAAAGUCGACGUCCCAUUUUUAAAUCUUGCAACUUUCAAUUGAACAUGUGUCUCAUUCUUCACACAACAAUCUUGCAUAUAUACUACACAUCAUCAAUUAUAAUGGCUGCUAAUCAGGAAACAGUUUUCGUCUCAGGUUGUAACGGUUUCGUUGCAACUCGUAUAACCGUCGAUUUAUUAAAGGCGGGCUAUAAAGUUAUAGGUUCUGUCAGAUCUCAAGAUGAGAUCGAUCAAUUCAUUCCUCACUUCAAACCUACUGAUGCCUUGACUUUGGUCAUUGUGGAAGACAUAUCUGUUUUAGGUUCAUUUGAUGAAGUCUUCAAGCAAUAUGGUAAGGAGAUCAAAUAUGUCUUACAUACCGCCUCACCAUUCAUUAUUGAUACUACCGAGUACGUAAAGGAUCUUUUGAUUCCAGCUGUAAACGGUACCCAAGCUAUCUUGGAGGCUAUUAAGAAGUAUGCUGCUGACUCUGUGGAACGUGUAGUGAUUACCUCUUCGUUUGCGGCUCAAGCUGGUCCAAAACAAUGGUAUGACAAUAGUUUAACCAUUACUGAGGAAUCAUGGAACCCAAGCACUUGGGAUGAUUGUCAAGUUGACGGGAUGACAGCAUAUUGUGCUUCAAAAGUAUUUGCCGAAAAGGAAGCAUGGAAGUUCUUGAAAGAUAAUGAAUCUCAAGUUAAGUUCAAGAUAACUACAAUUAAUCCAGGUUUUGUUUAUGGUCCACAAACUUUCUUCGACCCAAAGAAGAAAAUUAUGAACACUUCUUCUCAAAUUAUUAAUCAUAUUGUUCAUUCUAAAAAGGAAACUGACAUCAAUGAAAUCUUUGGUCCAUUUGUGGAUGUUCGUGAUAUUUCUAAAGGUCACAUCUUAGCCUUCCAAAAGAAGGAACUUAUCGGUAAGAGGUUAUCUAUGGUUAGUGGUAUGUUCUCUUCUCAAGGUGUCUUAGACAUUGUUAAUGAAGAUUUCCCACAAUUGAAAGGAAAAAUUCCAGUCGGUAAACCAGGUACCGAUGCUACUUUAAUUGCCAAGCAUUGUACUGUUAUCAAUGACGAAACUAAGAAGUUGCUAGGUUUUGAAUUUAUUGAUUUGAAGCAAUGUAUCGAUGAUACCGUCAAACAAAUUUUGGAAUAUGAAACGAUCUAA
Molecule: messenger RNA, 1164 nt
Organism: Naumovozyma castellii
Lineage: Eukaryota; Fungi; Ascomycota; Saccharomycetes; Saccharomycetales; Saccharomycetaceae
Product: SDR family oxidoreductase
Exons: 1
Coding region: 1-1164 (387 amino acids)
Source: RefSeq, a predicted model, not a curated record